Mesitornis unicolor (brown roatelo) is the source of this 2946-nucleotide messenger RNA. It is a transcript of the gene SRPK2, whose product is annotated as SRSF protein kinase 2. The transcript is spliced from 9 exons. Gene Ontology annotation, biological process: spliceosomal complex assembly; regulation of mRNA processing; protein phosphorylation. The record is from RefSeq and is a predicted model, not a curated record. Gene Ontology annotation, molecular function: ATP binding; protein kinase activity. NCBI's taxonomy places the organism in Eukaryota, Metazoa, Chordata, Aves, Mesitornithiformes, Mesitornithidae. The annotation marks the transcript as partial.
GUACUUCAAGGUCUAGAUUAUCUACACAGCAAGUGCAAGAUCAUUCAUACAGAUAUAAAGCCAGAAAACAUUUUGAUGUGCGUGGACGAUGCCUAUGUUCGUAGAAUGGCUGCUGAAGCUACCGAAUGGCAGAAAGCUGGUGCUCCUCCUCCCUCUGGCUCAGCAGUGAGUACAGCUCCACAACAAAAGCCUGUUGGAAAAAUAUCCAAAAACAAAAAGAAAAAACUGAAGAAAAAACAGAAGAGACAAGCUGAGCUGUUAGAAAAACGCCUGCAGGAAAUAGAAGAACUAGAGCGAGAAGCUGAAAGGAAAAAAAUAGAAGAAAAUGUAACCUCAGCUGUACCAUCAAAUGAACAAGAAGAUGAGUACCACCCAGAGGUGAAACUAAAAACAGCUGAUAUAGAAGAGGUAGUAGAUGAAGAACCUGGAAAUGAUGAUGGUGAAACAGAAGAUCAGGAUGAAAAAGAAGACACAGAGAAAGAAAACACUGAAAAAGAUGAUGACGUUGAGCAGGAACUUGUCAAUGCUGACCCUACAGACCCUAAGUGGAUAGAAUCCCCCAAAACAAAUGGCCAUAUUGUGAACGGCCCGUUCCUAUUGGAACAACAGAUUGAAGAUGAAGAUGAGGAAGAGGAAGAAUGUCCAAAUCCAGAGGAAUAUAAUCUUGAUGAGCCAAAUGCAAAAAGUGAUUACUCUUAUAGCAGCUCCUAUGAACAGUUUAAUGGUGAAUUGCCAAAUGGACGUCAUAAAAUUCCCGAGUCACAGUUCACUGAAUUUUCAGCUUCAGUGUUCUCUGGAGCUCUGGAAUCUGUAGCCUGUGGUUCUGCUGUUUCCGAAGGAUCAACUGUAACCGAAAGAGAAGAGAGCAGCCCAUCUCAUGACAGGAGCAGAACAGUUUCAGCUUCAAGCACUGGGGAUUUGCCAAAAACAAAAACUCGUGCUGCUGAUUUACUCGUAAAUCCACUGGACCCAAGAAAUGCAGAUAAAAUUAGGGUUAAAAUUGCUGACCUGGGGAAUGCCUGCUGGGUGCAUAAACACUUCACAGAAGACAUCCAGACAAGACAAUAUAGAUCCAUAGAGGUUUUGAUAGGAGCAGGUUACAGUACACCUGCUGAUAUCUGGAGUACAGCAUGUAUGGCUUUUGAGCUAGCAACUGGAGAUUAUUUGUUUGAACCACACUCUGGUGAAGACUAUUCCAGGGAUGAAGACCACAUAGCAUUGAUCAUUGAACUGCUGGGAAAAAUCCCUCGAAAAUACGCUAUGUUGGGGAAAUAUUCCAAGGAGUUUUUCACCAAAAAAGGAGAGCUCCGACACAUCACCAAGCUGAAACCUUGGAGCCUCUUCGAUGUCCUCGUGGAGAAGUACGGCUGGCCUCACGAAGACGCGGCACAGUUCACAGAUUUCCUGAUCCCCAUGCUAGAAAUGGUCCCAGAGAAGCGUGCGUCAGCUGGAGAAUGCCUUAGGCAUCCGUGGCUGAAUUCUUAGCAGAGCCUCCCAGCUGUUACAAAAAGCCAGCAACCGCUUUCCAAUGCAUCGGACCUAAAUGGUGACUGUCACAAAUUCUUUAGCAGGAUCACACGUGAGCUGGCUUCAAUCCUCAGACCUUUGUUUUGCUUGAGGUACUGUUUGACAUUUUGCUUUUCGUGCACUGUGUUCUUGGGGAAGGGGUAGUCUUUUUGUCUUCAGCUGGUAGUUUACUCACCCACUUUCUUCAGAAAACACUUAACGUGUCUUUAAGCAUUGUUUCUUGUGUUGUGUGGCAUUCAGAUGUCAGAUUUUUGGACAAAGGAAACUUCCCCCCAUGUGUUUUGGCAAGUUUUGUAACUAUUUAUGAAAAAAAAAAAUAUUUUAGCUGAUGCAUAUUAUAUAAUUUACGAGGGUAAGAAAUUUCUCAAGUCAGACCUGAGUUACAGCGAGGAACUGUACAAUUUUAUCUUCUGGCAAAGGGACGUCAUUCUUGUAUUAUAGUGUAUGUAAAUGCACCCUGUAAAUGUUUAUUUCCAUUUAAAUAUGGGACUGGGGACUCAAUUUCAGAGUAAAGCAAUUAAGUUUUAGAGAGCUUUAUAGCAAACCAGUUGCAUGUAGUGGACUUUAAACUGCUUUAAGGACUCAUGUAAACUUUCUAUUCUGUAGCAGUUCCCGUUCAUUGGAUUUUAAUCAAAGUGGCUCUGGUUUACAGGAUUUCAUUCCCCAAACGGCACUUUAAAGGAAGGGUAGACUUCUUUCUAAUAAAGUAUGCAUUCUCAUUUAGCACUCCCUUUUAGAACUUUUGCCUAUUUUAAGUGCUUUUAAGAAAAGAAAAAUAGCAAUUUCCCUUACAAUGUGAUAGUGAAGACAUGGUACCAUAUGGUGUUGCCUUUUUAUAAGCACUGUAAGUUGUACUAUACCUUUAGGAAAAACAAAAUUAAAAGUCGAGCAUGAGAACCACUCUCUGUGUAGAACUGCUGAUCUUUUACAAUAAAAGUGUGUGCUUGGGAUCAGUUGAGGAAGGACAGAGCUGCAACUAUUUACAGUGCAGUGGGUAAAGUAAUCCCGAAAGCGAGAUCAUGCUCAUGCCAUUCAUAGCUUCAUACGUUUCUGAACCAAUUGCACUAGCUUUGUUUUUUCCCGUGACGAGACUUACGACUGCCCGUUGUAAGCUGCACGCUACAGUUACGUGUUUCCUAGGAACAAAAACCAGCCGCACAGGCUGAAGCUUAUAGGCAAUACAGAUUUAGAAUGUACAGUGCGGAGGUGUGUUUGGGCCUCUCUUUGCAGUCAGUGGGACGAAUGUAAGCUCACUUCUGAUCUUCGUGUAACUACGGUGCCACUUCUCGACUUUGUCCAUAUGGAACGAUUCACAUGCCUUUGCAAUAACGAGAUUGUGAGAGGAUAGCCCCAUGCUGUAACAAUAACCCGUUGUUUGAGGUGCUUGCAGUUGUCUAAUUAAAGUGUUUUGUUUUUUCA